Polyodon spathula (Mississippi paddlefish) is the source of this 4441-nucleotide messenger RNA. RefSeq names its product transcription termination factor, RNA polymerase II (gene ttf2). The coding region runs from base 132 to 3800 and encodes 1222 amino acids. Lineage: Eukaryota; Metazoa; Chordata; Actinopteri; Acipenseriformes; Polyodontidae. The transcript is spliced from 23 exons. The record is from RefSeq and is a predicted model, not a curated record. Gene Ontology annotation, molecular function: zinc ion binding; ATP-dependent chromatin remodeler activity; ATP binding.
ACUGCGCAAUUGCCAGCUAGAACAUUGAAACACAAGAGCGAGGAAGUUAAAAUAAAGAAACAGUGUAGUGAAAUAAACACACGGCUACCGAACACAAGUGAACUAGAUUUAUCAAUAGUAUUGCGUUAUUCAUGGAAGAGGUUGUGUGUGAUAAACACGAAAGCAUUUGCCUGCUGAAGACUGGUGUUCGAGAUGGACCCAACAAAGGGAAGAGUUUUUAUCUGUGUGGAGCGCAACGUGGGGAUCCCUGUGACUUUACAAGGCGAACUGACAUCCCUCCAUCUCACUGCUUGCUUCACGAGGACUCAUUGGUGGAACUACAGGCUCUUAUGAAACAGGAGGAUAGACAACACUACAGGUUAUUCUUCCGGUGUGUUGAAGGAAAGACUGAAAGAAGAAAGUGGUGUGGGAAUAUUCCAUGGCAGCACCCUGAACUGGAAAAAAAAAUCCCCACCUCUGACAGAGAAUCUGAGUUCCUCAAACCUCGAAAGGAGAGGAACCCGUUCAAAGCCCAGAAUGGGAACGGGGAACCCUCAGACUGGAAAGUUCUUCAUGAAAAUGGAGGUGGUAAAGAUGAAGAAAGGAAGGGAGGGGCAGAGAGUGGAUGUGAGACUUUCAGCAAAGAUCCUACAGCAUAUACUGAUUGGAGGAACAGACAACUGCCAGCAGGCAUGAAGGUAAAGAAGAGGUCAUCUGAGGAGGUAGAGAACAGUGGUAAAAAUCCUAAGGAGGCAAUGGACAAGAGUAAAACAGGGGAGGAUAAUUCACCUGCAGAUACAAGUGAAGAUAAAUGUGAAACAGAUCAUUUGGAGAUCGAAGAAGCUUCCCACCUUGAUAACGGACAGUUAAAGGGCACACCAGUCGAAGGGAAGAAACCUGUGAGAAUAAGUAAACAUUCAGACCUGAAAAAACAUGAGAAACCAAACAAAGGGGAAAAAUCCGAGUACUCCACAGACACAAAGGAAAGAGAAAGUAUUGGUGAAAUGCGCUUGAAAGAUUCAUCAACAAAGGAAAGGCAAUCGGAUCAGAAAAAAGACCAUGCAAGCGAGACUCACAAAAAGGAACAAAAGCAGAAGGAAGCCAGUCGAGAGAACAGCAGUGAAUUUUCAGAGCGAACUGGAGUGACCAGAAAAGAAUCGCCAAAGACAAAAGAAACUAGCGUUUAUCUGGAGAGGAAGAAAGAGACUUCAAAUAUAGAGCCAUUGAAAGGGCAGCCUUCAGCUGAUGCAAGAGGAACACACAAGUCAUCUGGUGAACAUGUGCUGGAGAAAGGAAAGAGAGUUGAGCAGAAGCAUGGGGAUGUUAUUGUUAUUGAUGAUGAGGAUGAUGUGAUGGGUUUUGCACAGGCUAGACAGAAGCAGCCAGUUGCAGUGGCUCCAGUGAAGCCUGCUGUUAGCAUGGUGCAAAAAACUAUUACAUCUUUCCCUGGAUUUAAUUCUGCAUCUCAGGUACAACCUAAUUCUAUGGCUCUGCAUAACCAACUUUCAACUCAACUCAAACAGAAGAAGGCCACUAUGACAACUGUGAAUCUCUCGGCUCUUCCUGAUAAAGGCCAAAGGCUUUUAAACCAAGUUAAGGAACUGGAAGAUGCACUAGGCUCACUGAAUUUAACUCCUGCUUCAGACUGUGAUGGGAAUCAAGUUGGCACUGGAAACAGUUUGUCAAUGCAUCAGGUAUCCGUUCCAAGCCAGUUUAAUCCAUUCUGUCGAACCAGUAGUGAUCAGAAGGGAAUCAUCCUAUUGGACAAGCCACUGCCCUAUCAGGAAGCUCAUUCAGGAACUCUGGGGCUGCAGUUUCAUGGAGGUCCUUCCUUUAGCCAGGGCUAUAGCCAGACAUAUGGAGUAAACUCACAAUACAGCGCUUUGUAUGGAGGUCGUAUGACUGACGACAGGCGCCUGGCUGUCCGUAAUGCAACUGCUGAUGCUAUCGACCAUCUACAUAAAUCUCUGGAGUCCUGUCCUACUGCAGAAACAGAAGCUGAGGACCCAAAGGGGCUCAAAGUCACCCUGCUGCCUCACCAGAAGCAGGCUUUGGCAUGGUUACUUUGGCGGGAGAAUCAAAAACCAUGUGGAGGAAUUCUGGCGGAUGAUAUGGGUCUGGGGAAAACGCUGACGAUGAUUGCACUGAUUCUGUCUCAGAAAGCCAAAGAAAAGAAGGAGGAAAAGGAAGACAAAAAGCAGGAGGGAUGGAUUUCAAAAAAUGAUUCGUCAUGUGUGAACUCACAGGGGACUUUAAUUAUCUGCCCUGCCUCUCUUAUCCACCACUGGAAGAAAGAGAUAGAGAGGCAUGUCAAAGGCAGUAAACUGAACGUGUAUGUGUACCAUGGAGCAAACAGAGAGAGGAAUGCAAAGGUCCUUGCAGAAUACGAUGUGGUAAUUACAACUUACAGUCUGGUGUCCAAGGCGAUUCCAGUGAAGAAGGAGGACGGCGACAAACCAGCUAAAGAUGAUGACGACCAAGACGUUUCCUUACCUCGUCAACCUCUAGUACAAGUAACCUGGCGCCGAAUCAUCCUGGAUGAAGGUCACAACAUCAAAAACCCUCGUGUGCAGACCUCCAUGGCUGUGUGUAAACUACGGGCUGGGAAGCGAUGGGUUGUGACUGGGACUCCCAUUCAGAACAACCUGCUCGACAUGUACUCGCUGCUGAAGUUUCUCAGGUGUUCGCCCUUUGACGAAUAUAAGCUAUGGAAGAAUCAGGUAGACAAUGGCUCAAAGAGGGGAGGAGAAAGACUGAAUAUUCUCACAAAAACCCUUCUUCUGCGGAGAACCAAAGACCAGCUUGAUUCCUCUGGAAAACCUUUGGUCUCUCUGCCUGAACGUUGCUGCCAAACCCAUCGCCUGAAACUUUCUGAGGAUGAACAGUUGGUCUACGAUGUAGUUUUUGCACAGUCCAGAUCAGCACUACAGUCGUAUCUGAAGAGACACGAAGGUGGGGAGUCCAAACACAGUGGGCAGGCUGAUAACCCCUUUGACAAAGUGGCACGAGAGUUUGGUGCAAGUCAGUCUGGUUCCCAGUCAAAGCCUCAGCCCCAAGCCUCCAGCACAGUGCACAUUCUAUCCCUGCUGCUGCGACUGCGGCAGUGCUGCGGACACCUUUCCCUGCUUAAAAAGACCCUGGAUCAUACAGAGCUUCAGAAUGAAGGCAUCACUCUUUCACUGGAUGAGCAGCUCAAUGCCCUGUCCCUCUCGGAAGUGUCCAGCCCUGACCUGAAAUCUACCGUGUCUCUGAAUGGGACCAUGUUUAAAUCUGACCUUUUUGAUGACACCAGGGAGAGUACUAAGAUAUCUGCAAUACUUGCUGAGCUGAAAGCAAUUAAAAGUGGUCCAGUUACUCAAAAAAGUGUGAUUGUAUCACAAUGGACAAGCAUGCUCCGUAUUGUUGCUGUGCACCUGGACAGAAUUGGUUUACGUUGCGCUACAAUCGAUGGAUCUGUCAAUCCCAAAAAGAGAAUGGAUCUUGUAGAGGAAUUCAACACCAACCCCAAAGGACCACAGGUUAUGCUGGUGUCUCUCUGUGCUGGAGGAGUUGGCAUAAACCUGAUUGGAGGAAACCACCUCUUCUUAUUGGACAUGCACUGGAACCCAGCUCUGGAGGACCAGGCCUGUGACCGUAUUUAUAGGGUAGGACAGAUCAGAAGUGUAACCAUACACAGGUUUGUGUGUGAGGGGACUGUAGAAGAUAAGAUCACAGAACUUCAAGACAAGAAAAAAGAACUGGCAAAGAAAGUGCUGUCGGGAACAGGAGACUCCUUCACCAAACUUACAUUGGCCGACCUCAAGAUCCUUUUUGGUGUCUAGGCAUAAAGGACUAAAAUCUAAAGUGUAGCCUGUUUGUCUUUUCCCUUUCCACUGAGAAAUAAGGGACAGCAAUUUGUUUGAGUUCCUCUGAGUUUGGCAUAGCUAGUCAGAAGAUUAUGAUGAAUGAUUUAUGUCUCGAAACUUACUUUGUCACACCUAAGCUUAUGACCUCCCAUGACAUCACGCUGCGAUGGACCAUUUUGGUGUUCGUUCUUCACAGAUUGGUAUGAUCACAAACCACCAAUGUCAUAACUUCACACACUUCGUGCACUUAAAUGUUUUUGGAACGUGAUUUUGUUUUUAAAAACGUAUUACUGUUUGUAGAAGUUAUUUCCUCUAUUGUUGAAAUGUGUCUACAGUAAUGCUUUUUUUUUUUUCAAAUGAAUAAUUGAUUUAAAUAUGAGAUACAAAGAUAUUAAAAAAUAAUUUACAGCAUUACUGGUUUACAUUAAACUUGGCAGAAAUAAACAUUCAGGAUUCAGUUUAUUUAUUUUCUAAUUUGAUUUCAAACAUAAUUUAUUAUUGCAAGUGCAAACCGUGCUGUUUGCAUGUGCAGUACAUCUAUGGCCACCCUAUUGAAUUACCUCAUUUUGUUUCAUAAAGUAGAAUGAAAUCUGCUGAAUAAUGUUACAUUAACAUUG